UCCAGGGCCCACUGGGCAGGCCUGCAAAAUAAGGCCCCUAGAAACUCCCUGAGGUUUGCAAGUCUUCUCCCGCUCCUCGGAAUUUCCCCCCCUUCAUUCGCAUUACUUUUAUUCUGACGGAAACGGCGCGGGCUAGGCCCCAGGAGGGGCGCUUUUCAGGUGCAACUGGCCCGGCGAUCGCGGUGGGCAACCCCUACAAGGCCCCCGGUUGACUGGGAGCUGACGAUCUGAGCUGUGGCUUUGGAAGACCCAGACGAUGAAGCCUAGACCCGCCCGGUUCGUGGAUAAUAAACUCAAGCAACGAGUCAUCCAGUACCUUACCGGUAACAAAUGUGGCAAAUAUGUGGACAUUGGAGUCUUAGCAUCUGAUUUACAAAGAAUGUACAGUAUAGACUAUGGUCGAAGAAAAAGAAAUGCUUUUAGGAUUCAGGUAGAAAAAGUAUUUAGCAUAAUUAGUAGUGAGAAGGAACUUAAGAAUUUAACAGAAUUAGAAGAUGAACAUUUAGCAAAAAGAGCAAGACAAGGUGAAGAGGACAAUGAGUAUACUGAAAGCUAUUCUGAUGAUGAUUCAAGUAUGGAAGACUACCCAGAUCCACAGUCAGCAAAUCACAUGAACAGUUCCCUGUUGUCUUUGUAUCGAAAAGGAAAUCCUGAUUCUGUUUCAAAUACUCCUGAGAUGGAGCAAAGAGAAACCACCUCUUCAACACCACAGAUAAGUUCCAAAACAGGCCCCGUUCCCUUGAAGACCCCUGCCAAAGAUUCUGAGGGAGGAUGGUUUAUUGACAAAACCCCAAGUGGAAAGAAGGACAGUUUUUUCUUGGACCUAUCAGAUGAGAAAAGUGAUCCUAAGAAGUCAAUAACUGAGAUACAGGGUUCAAAAGAUUCUUCUCUUUUGGAGAGUGAUAUGAAACGGAAAGGCAGGCUAAAGAAUAAAGGAAGCAAAAGGAAGAAAGAAGAUCUUCAGGAAGUAGAUGGAGAAAUUGAAGCUGUCCUGCAAAAGAAAGCUAAAGCCAGGGGGUUAGAAUUCCAGAUCUCCAAUGUGAAGUUUGAAGAUGUGGGAGGCAAUGAUAUGACGUUAAAAGAGGUCUGCAAGAUGCUCAUACACAUGCGUCACCCGGAGGUGUACCACCACCUGGGCGUCGUGCCCCCUCGUGGAGUUCUCCUUCAUGGGCCACCAGGCUGUGGGAAGACUUUACUUGCACAUGCAAUUGCUGGGGAACUUGACCUGCCAAUUUUGAAAGUGGCUGCUCCAGAGAUUGUGUCUGGAGUAUCCGGAGAGUCUGAGCAGAAGCUGAGAGAACUAUUUGAGCAAGCUGUGUCAAACGCACCAUGUAUCAUUUUCAUUGAUGAAAUUGAUGCUAUUACCCCCAAAAGAGAAGUUGCUUCAAAAGAUAUGGAACGAAGAAUUGUAGCCCAACUCCUAACCUGCAUGGAUGAUCUGAAUAAUGUGGCUGCUACAGCCCGGGUGCUAGUUAUUGGAGCUACUAAUCGACCAGACUCAUUAGACCCUGCUUUGAGACGUGCAGGAAGGUUCGACCGAGAAAUAUGCCUAGGUAUCCCAGGUGAAGCAUCCAGAGAAAGAAUACUUCAGACGUUGUGCAGAAAACUGAGGCUUCCUCAAGCUUUUGAUUUCUGUCACUUAGCACACCUAACUCCAGGCUUUGUUGGUGCUGAUCUGAUGGCACUGUGCCGAGAGGCAGCAAUGUGUGCAGUCAACAGAGUCUUAAUGAAGCUACAGGAACAGGAGAAGAAAGAUCCUGAAAUGGAAGAUUUGCCAUCUAAAGGAGUCCAGGAGGAAAGUCUGGGAACUGAAUCCACUUCUGAAACACAGGAUGAAUUACAAAGGCUGCUGGGGUUGCUAAGAGACCAAGAUCCCCUCUCAGAGGAGCAGAUGCAAGGCCUGUGCAUUGAACUGAAUGAUUUCAUUGUUGCUCUAUCCUCAGUCCAACCCUCUGCCAAAAGGGAAGGCUUUGUCACUGUCCCUAACGUGACAUGGGCAGAUAUUGGUGCCCUGGAAGACAUUAGAGAGGAGCUCACCAUGGCAAUAUUGGCACCAGUACGCAACCCAGACCAGUUCAAAGCUCUUGGAUUGGUGACUCCAGCUGGGGUCCUCCUUGCUGGUCCGCCUGGCUGUGGGAAGACUCUGCUGGCAAAGGCUGUUGCAAAUGAGUCUGGACUAAAUUUUAUAUCUGUCAAGGGCCCUGAAUUACUAAACAUGUAUGUUGGUGAGAGUGAACGUGCUGUGCGACAAGUUUUUCAACGAGCCAAGAACUCAGCACCCUGUGUGAUAUUCUUUGAUGAAGUGGAUGCUUUAUGUCCUCGAAGAUCAGACCGAGAGACAGGGGCAAGUGUCCGAGUGGUGAAUCAGCUACUUACAGAGAUGGAUGGUCUGGAAGCACGCCAGCAGGUUUUUAUUAUGGCAGCCACUAACAGGCCAGAUAUAAUUGACCCUGCAAUCCUGCGCCCGGGCCGCCUGGACAAAACACUGUUUGUGGGUUUACCACCCCCUACAGAUCGCCUUGCCAUCUUAAAAACUAUCACAAAAAAUGGUACCAAACCACCACUGGAUGCAGAUGUAAAUUUGGAAGCAAUUGCUGGUGACCUUCGCUGUGAUUGCUAUACGGGCGCAGAUCUCUCUGCUUUGGUAAGAGAAGCUUCUAUCUGUGCCCUGAGACAGGAAAUGGCAAGACAGAAGAGUGGAAAAGAAAAAGGUGAACUCAAGAUUAGUCAUAAGCAUUUUGAAGAAGCUUUCAAGAAAGUAAGAUCAUCUAUAUCAAAAAAGGAUCAAAUCAUGUAUGAACGUUUGCAGGAGUCCCUCAGCCGGUGACGUCUCCAGCAGCUGGCUUAGAGGAGCCCAUCAAGCUGGCAGAGAAUCCCCCACACGCUCUGAAGGACCUGCUUUCAGCUGGACACAGGUGCGGCCUCAUGUAAAUAUUUUAUUUUCAAGUGAAUGAGGCCAAGCUGAAGCUGAAGAUUCUUCCCAUCUGGCCAGCCUUGUGUGAAAAUGCCUUCUUCCUCUUUAAGAAAAGGAAAAUUUUUAAACUGCUGAAAUAAAAUGACUGUUACAUUUUUCAAAUAAAACUUUUACUUUGAACUAUUUUGACUAUA
Molecule: messenger RNA, 3108 nt
Organism: Cercocebus atys (sooty mangabey)
Lineage: Eukaryota; Metazoa; Chordata; Mammalia; Primates; Cercopithecidae
Gene: NVL
Product: nuclear VCP-like
Exons: 23
Coding region: 257-2827 (856 amino acids)
Biological process (GO): ribosome biogenesis
Cellular component (GO): nucleus
Molecular function (GO): preribosome binding; ATP hydrolysis activity; RNA binding
Source: RefSeq, a predicted model, not a curated record